AUGUCUGCUCUUUCUUACCAAAUUCCUGUAAAUACAAUGGCUUCACAACCACUUCAAAAUGAACCUAUAACUAAUAUUCUAUCAACCUCUUCUCAAAACGUCGCGGAAAUAAAACCGUUACCACAAGCAACUAUUAAACAUUUGGAUAAUAUUUUUGAAGCAGUUAAGAGACAGGUGGCUAUAUGGGGUGAGCACGCAAGGUGGAAAAUUGAUUUAGUAUUGUUGCCUGACGAAGAUUUAGAUGCACAAAACCGAAUGUUAGGAGCGAGUCCAAGUAUAGGCAUGCAUUCACCUAUCAGUGAACCAAUGCCAUUAUCUUCAGUCACCGGUGAUAUUCUAAAUAAUAACCUUCGCCGAUUUUCUUCGCUGGAAUCAAGUUGCAUAGAUAAUCUUGACGCAGAAAAUGCAAAAAAUUUGUUGAAAGAAACAAUAAAUCAAAUUCGGAAUUGUGAAUCAAUCAUCGAACGUACCAAUGAGUAUGAAGAAAGGAUAAAAGAUUUAGAUGAUAAAUUAAAGAAAGCAAAUGAACAUGUUGAGGGGAUACAUAGAUAUCAUACUAUGCGAGAAGAAGAAAUGGCUGUAAAACAUAAUAUGGAAUUACGAUUACUUCAAGAAGAUGCAAGAAUUCUCAACCAAAGACUCAGAGAAACCACGUCAAAAUUAGAAAGUAUUUAUGCUAGACACCGAUCAAAGAGGAGAGAACGAAGUCAUUUAAAGGAUUCAAAGGAUUUAAAGGAUAUAAGAGGAAGGAACCUUCACCAAUCAGAUCGACAGUUAACUAAUGGUUAUGUAACAUAUAAUAACAAUUAUCUGUAUGGUAAUGCUACUCAGAUAAUUAAUGUGAGUGCACAAACAAAUACAAGAAUGCCCACAAUACAAAAAUCAAAAACGAUGGUUUCUACAAUACAAGAAAACACUACAAACACUAUUCACUCAAAUUAUCCAUCAAUACUCUCAUCGCAAAGCAAUGACGUCUACACACCACCUAUUCAAACGAGUUCCACAAUUUCCUCUUAUCACAUAUAUCCAACUUACACGUUUUCCCCGAUGACUAAUCAGAAUCAAAUGCAAAAUAUAUCGAUUCAAUAUGAUAGUACUGUCACAAAUAUUCCCCCCGAAAUUUCACCUUAUCAUUUCGCUGUAUCAUCAUCAUAUGCACCAAUAGGAUCGUCAUCUUUCUUCCCAAUGUCUCAAAUCAAACAGACUAAUUAUUCCGGAUUAGACAAUCUUUCAUUAGCAGCGGAAAUGAUUUUAAAUUCAAAUAACCAACCAAUUUCAUACGACAACAAUGAAAGGAUUAUCUCUCCAAAUGUAAAAAAUGAAACUACGUCAAACUUAUGCGUGGACACUUAUACUAAUCAAUUUGAAGAUAAUAAAGAUAAUAAAGAUAAUAAAAAUAAUAAAGAUAAUGAAGAUAAUAAAGAUAAUAAAGAUAAUGAAGAUAAUAAAGAUAAUGAAGAUAAUGAAGAUAAUAAAGAUAAUAAAGAUAGUAAAGAUAAUGAAAAUAAUAAUAAAGAUAAUAAAGAUAAUGGAGAUAAUGAAAAUAAUAAAGAUAAUGAAGAUGAACCGAUAAAUAAUCAACAAAGUAAUGUUGAAGUGCACCGACAAAACGAAAAUGAGGAGUCAUUAAGGAGUGUAUUGACUACUCCUGAAUCAUUAAUGACAAUUAGAAAUGGAAGUGGAUUAGUUGAAGAUACCGAAGAUGAAAAUACGGUGUCAACUCCUGUGUCAGGGGCUGUUGACGAUGGUAAUUUCGAAGUGAUGGAAACUGGGGACAAUUUUGAAAAAGAACAAGGAGAGAGAAAUGCUGAAGUUCUAUCAACUUCAACAUUUGAGAACGAAUCAUCAGAUGAAACUAAAAGUCAAGUUUCAUUAUCUAAAAGUCCAUCACCUCAAAGAAUGGUGUAUAUGUAA
This is a messenger RNA of Diversispora eburnea, 1914 nucleotides long. NCBI's taxonomy places the organism in Eukaryota, Fungi, Glomeromycota, Glomeromycetes, Diversisporales, Diversisporaceae. The record is from the annotation of a GenBank genome assembly.